This is a messenger RNA of Physcomitrium patens, 1023 nucleotides long. NCBI's taxonomy places the organism in Eukaryota, Viridiplantae, Streptophyta, Bryopsida, Funariales, Funariaceae. The record is from RefSeq and is a predicted model, not a curated record.
CUUAGCAUCCCGUCUGUCUUUCUGUCUGCUUUGUUCCAUGCUUUCAUAGUAGCAGCGCUAAUUUCAUGCUCUCCAGUUCUGUUUCUCUUGCCGAUCCGCACUCCCUCCCUCGCUUGCAUCGCCUGCACGCGGACGUUGCCGUGGAGGACCGCCAACUGAGUUGAGCUCUCCGUUGUUCGUAACGAGGAUAGACCGUGCGCCGAUCAAAUACAGCGUCGGGAACUCCAUGUACAUGAAAUUCCAGAAGAGGCAGGCGGAGGCUUUGAGAAUCCGUGAAAAGUAUCCCGACAGAAUUCCAGUAAUUGUGGAGAAAGCUGAAAAGAGCGAUAUUCCAGAUAUUGAUAAGAAAAAAUAUCUGGUGCCAGCUGAUUUGACAGUCGGGCAAUUUGUUUAUGUCAUAAGGAAGCGUAUUAAAUUGAGUUCCGAGAAAGCCAUUUUUAUAUUUGUGAAAAAUGUCCUUCCACCUACAACGGCCAUGAUGUCGUCAAUUUAUGAUGAGCAUAAAGAUGAGGACGGAUUCCUCUAUUUCACCUAUAGCGGUGAAAAUACCUUUGGAGAUGCCAUUACUUGCUAGCUACAUGGGCAUUUAUUGCUUGUUCAGGAAAUUUUGUAUUCCUCGCCCAACCGGCAUUUAACUCGAUAGUUGGUAGCCCUUUCGGUGUUGCUUGGCCACGUUCUCUUUCAAGGGAACGAUGCGUGCAGCUGAAUCCGUAUUUCCGGCACAUGCUCCAGCUUUAGGCACUCAACUCUCAGCUCAGGAGUGCUUUGGAAUCGCACCGUAGAACGAUUUGCCUGAUUUGGCAUUAUGUUUCAUGUACAGUAGCAGAUCAGAAUCAGGCAAAGUUAGAAUUGUGUAUUUGAUUUUAACUCUGUUUUCUAUCACUGCAUGUAGACAAUAACAAACUUUUGUCCAACGGCUGGUUUGGUGAAUUUGUAAACUUUUCCUGCGUUGCUCAUACAGCAGUAACGUCAUGACUGACUCAGUAAAUAGCAUUGCCAGCGUGUUUGGGUUGUAAUUUAAAA